Messenger RNA from Eublepharis macularius, 2403 nucleotides. RefSeq names its product ubiquitin specific peptidase 14 (gene USP14). The record is from RefSeq and is a predicted model, not a curated record. Bases 180 to 1688 code for a protein of 502 amino acids. Gene Ontology annotation, biological process: regulation of proteasomal protein catabolic process; protein deubiquitination; proteasome-mediated ubiquitin-dependent protein catabolic process. Gene Ontology annotation, molecular function: protein binding; proteasome binding; cysteine-type deubiquitinase activity. Lineage: Eukaryota; Metazoa; Chordata; Lepidosauria; Squamata; Eublepharidae. The transcript has 16 exons.
CUUCCGGAGUUGCGCGCGCGCUCGCUCUGGCCUGCAGCGUCAUCUUGAGGGGCCGGUUUGAAUGAGACCCUGAGGGAGGGAAGCGCAGUUCCUGCUGCUUCUCGUGCCUUGAGGCGCUGCCGCCGCCCCACCCCCACCCCUUGCCCGUCGCUCUCGCUGGUCGUCCGUUCGGCGCCGACAUGCCGCUUUUCUCAGUUAAUGUAAAAUGGGGCAAGGAAAAAUUUGAUGGUGUGGAACUGAAUACAGAUGAACCUCCCAUGGUAUUCAAAGCUCAACUUUUUGCUUUGACUGGAGUUCAGCCAGACAGGCAGAAAGUGAUGGUGAAAGGUGGCACUUUAAAGGAUGAUGACUGGGGCAACCUUAAAAUAAAAUCUGGAAUGACCUUAUUAAUGAUGGGUUCUGCUGAUGCAUUACCUGAAGAACCAGUAGCCCGGCCUGUCUUUGUGGAAGAUAUGACAGAAGAACAGUUAGCCUCAGCAAUGGAAUUGCCAUGUGGUUUAACAAACCUUGGGAAUACUUGUUACAUGAAUGCAACAGUUCAGUGUAUUCGCUCUGUGCCAGAACUGAAAGAGGCCCUAAAGAGGUAUGCUGGUGCCUUAAGAGCCUCAGGAGAAAUGGCCUCUGCUCAGUACAUUACUGCAGCUCUUAGAGAUUUAUUUGAUUCCAUGGACAAAACCUCCUCUAGUAUCCCUCCCAUCAUUCUCCUCCAGUUCUUACAUAUGGCCUUUCCCCAGUUUGCGGAGAAAGGAGAUCAAGGCCAGUAUCUCCAACAGGAUGCCAAUGAAUGCUGGGUACAGAUGAUGCGAGUGCUACAGCAGAAGCUAGAAGGGAUAGAAAGUGACACAGUUAUGGAAACCGAUUCUGGAGCUUCAGGAGCAGCAGCAUCACCACCCAAAAAGAAGAGCUUAAUUGACCAAUUUUUCAGUAUUGAAUUUGAAACUGUCAUGAAAUGUACAGAAGCAGAAGAGGAAGAUGUAACAAAAGGAAGAGAGAAUCAACUCCAGCUUAGUUGUUUUAUCAAUCAAGAAGUUAAAUAUCUUUUCACGGGUCUUAAACUGCGUCUUCAAGAAGAAAUUACCAAACUCUCUCCUACGUUGCAAAGGAAUGCCCUUUACAUAAAAUCUUCCAAGAUAAGUCGCUUGCCUGCCUAUCUAACUAUUCAGAUGGUUCGUUUCUUUUACAAAGAGAAGGAAUCAGUGAAUGCCAAAGUUCUUAAGGAUGUUAAAUUUCCACUUAUGUUGGAUGUAUAUGAACUGUGUACACCAGAACUUCAAGAAAAGAUGGUCUCAUACAGGUCAAAAUUCAAGGAUCUAGAAGACAAAAAAGUAAAUCAGCAGCCAAAGAAUUCUAGUAAAGGUGAUGGUGCACAGAAGGAAGUUAAAUUUGAGCCAUUUUCCUUUCCUGAUGAUAUUGGCUCUAAUAACUGUGGUUAUUAUGACCUCCAGGCAGUGCUAACACAUCAGGGAAGAUCUAGCUCUUCAGGACACUACGUAUCUUGGGUUAAAAGAAAACAAGGUACCAAAGCAACUUUAGAAGAUGAAUGGAUUAAAUUUGACGAUGACAAAGUCAGCAUUGUUACACCUGAAGAUAUUUUGAGGCUCUCAGGCGGUGGAGACUGGCAUAUAGCAUAUGUUCUGCUUUACGGGCCACGCAGAAUUGAAAUAAUUGAAGAUGAAGCCGAACAAUAGACUUCAUUUCUACCCAUUUCUGCCUAGGUGUGAAAUAAAUUUAACUCCAGAGGUUCAUGGAGUUUGCAAUGUUAGUCAUCAAUCUGUCAUUUGGAGCAGCAAGGUGAACAUCCAUUUGAAACUGAUCUCUGCCAUUCAGCAUUUAAUAUUUUUAGUUACCCUUUUAAAAAAAUACAAUUUUAAAACUAAUGAUGAAAUUUCAAUGGCCCUUUUCCACUAACAUUAUCUGGAAGAUAUUUAUUGCACACCUAUUAAUACAUCAUUUGUUGUUAACUCUUGCAUGGUUUCUACCAGUUCAGUAGCUGUCCAUCCUUAUUGUGUCUGACAAUUCUGUCAGAAUGGUGAAAAAUCAAUUAUUGCCCAAACAUGUAACUCAGUGCUGCUGCUCAUAGCCCAUGGAAAUACGGCUACAAUCACGUAUUUGUCUAGCUUGACCUGCCACCUCAGACGGAUCUGCUGCUGGCAUUUCAUGACUUUAAAUAAAUGGUGAUCAAUAAUAUUGGUGCUUUUAAUGUAAAUAUAGCUGCAUUUUGUCUUCUCUCUCAAGCUGAAUAGUACAUAUCCAUAUAUCUAAUUCUCAGCGUGACCCCAACUGUGGAUACAAACGUGAGAAAAGCCCCAGGUUUGCAGAAAAGUUUGGGGGGAAAUACAUUGAUAGGCUUCAACUGCCCCUCCAUCUCUGCAAUAAAAGAAGCAGCAAGUUUCUUUAUUAAGA